AUGCAGCGUCACAAUACCGCGCUUUCCCCUGUGCGGCGCACGGGCGCCCGCCCAAACCAGCCUCCUGCCACCGGCGACGACGGUCUCGCCCCCCGUCACGGCCCGUAUGGCUUCCCGCUGUCGCGUCUGGCCGUUUUAAGACUCCUUAUCUCCUCCGUUCUUUCUCUCGAAGACCAUCAGCCUUCCUGUCACUCGUUCACCUCUUCAGCUCUUUGCUCUCCUGCACCUGUGAGAGGGUAUCCUCUCGACCGUUCGCUCUUGGUUCCCAGCUUGUCAUGCGCGGAUAGUCCCCAGUCCAAAUGGGCAAGUGUACGUUGUGACCCCAUGCCCCCCAUGUCUCACCUCAAAUUUCGCAUUCAAGAGAAGCUCAAUUCACUAACUGGGAACGAUACAGGGCGCUAUGGUGUUGUCCUGGACGCAGGCUCGUCUGGGACCCGUGUGCACGUAUACCGUUGGUUGCGAAAUUCCGCGGCUCGCAAAAAGGCCGAUGCGGGCGACUUGAAAUCGCUCCCGGAGAUCAAAACGAAGGAGGAAUGGGUGAAGAAGAUUCAUCCCGGUGAGCCCCGGACCCGACAGACACCCGCGCGGGCAAUGACUGCAAGUGCUGACCUUCUGUCCUCGAAGAACAUCAUUCCCCAGGAAGAUGCUAAGGAUACACCAAUCUUUUUACUUGCGACGGCGGGCAUGCGAUUACUUGGAAACUUAGAACGGCAGCUCCUCCUUGACCAGAUUUGCUCCUACGCUCGUACUAACACCGACUUUCUUCUCCCUGAUUGCGGUGUCCAUAUUCAAGUUAUUCCGGGAGUGACGGAGGGGUUGUACGGAUGGAUUGCGACGAACUACCUCAUGGGCACAUUCGACACACCUGAGAAACACAAUCAUGGAAAAGGCCAUUCUACCUACGGUUUCCUGGACAUGGGAGGUGCAUCUGCCCAAAUCGCCUUCGCGCCCAAUGUUACCGAGACGGAGAAGCAUGCGAACGACUUGACGCUUCUACGAUUGCGGAAUAUUGACGGCUCGAUUCAGGAGCACCGGGUUUUCGUUACCUCCUGGCUCGAGUUCGGUGUGCAUGAAGCUCGGAGACGGUAUCUAGAGGCUUUGCGAGCCGCUAUAUCUCCUGAAAUUCAAGAGCUACCGGAUCCCUGUCUCCCUGCAGGUUUACGAACUACUCUGGACGGGAAAGACGUGUCUCUUGAUAGCAAUGCAGGAACCUAUCUAGCUGGUACGGGCAAGUUCGAUGAGUGUCUGCGUCAGACAUUUCCAUUGCUGGACAAGGAUGCCCCAUGCUUGGACUCGCCGUGUCUUCUCCACGGGAUCCAUGCGCCAGCGAUCGACUUUGAUGUCAAUCAUUUUAUCGGCAUCAGCGAGUAUUGGCAUACGACUCAUGAGAUCUUCGAGAUGGGCUUUAAGGAUAAGGCAUAUGAUUUCAAUACUUACCAGCAUCGUGUCCAGGCGUUUUGCUCCCAGGACUGGUUGUCCAUCGAGGAUGGUAUUCAUGAGCAUCAGUGGGGCAAAAAGGUUGAUCGCCAAAAGGCCUCUGAAGUUUGUUUCAAGGCAUCAUGGAUUAUCAAUAUGCUACAUGAUGGUAUCGGAGUGCCUCGUGUUGGAUUGGAAGAUACAUCCGGCUCGCUUCACAACGGCACGAAGGAAGUGUUAGCUCACGGCCAAGAAAAAGGAUAUCUGGAUGCCUUCCAGGCCGUGAAUAAGAUCGAUUCGACUGAGGUUAGCUGGACAUUGGGCAAAAUUGUCCUAUAUGCCUCGUCGCAAGUACCUACGGAGAUCGAAGGAGCUCUCCCAGUUGGUUUCGGUGGCAAUGUUCCAGGCGUCCCUCCCGACUUCCAGUAUCCGAGUGUGGCUCUUCUUCCCGACACGGAAGGCUUCCACAGCGAGCACUGGCAUGACGCGCUUUUUGAUGGAGACUCGCCCCGCCGAAUUCCAGGGUUCCUAUUGUUUUUAUUCAUCAUUGUUCUGGCGGGCUUUUUCCUAUGUGGCCGUAGUCGUCGGCUACGCAUCUACCACAAGGUCAACAAUAUACUCCGUCGUGGUGGUCCAUCUCACCCUAACCACCCAAAGCGACGAAAGGGACUUGGUGCUAUGUUGCCUUUCUUGAAUCGCAAUGGCGCAUCCUAUGAACGUGUGAUGGAGGACGGUUCUCAGGAUUUUGAGCUGGGCGUUACCGAUUCUGACAGCAGCGAUGUGGAUGGUGGCCGGGCUUCAGAAGGUGACAACUUGCGACCACCGAAGCGCGCAUCCAGCUGGGGCAGUAGCAGCAACCCACCCAGCUUGAAGUAUACUCUCGACAACAGUUCAUCGGGCACCGUUGGCUUGGGGAUCAGUGGUGGAUCGGGGAUUGCCAUGGAUCGGGCAGGCCUGGUCGUCAGAACCGAAAGUCGAGACCAUUUGGCUCCCAUUGCACUGGGUCCGACCACAAACGGCCGUCGAUCAAGAGCUGGCAGUCCCACACGAUCCCACCAUCAGAAGUCACCGAGCAUGACUCCUCUGGCUGAUGACUAG
This is a messenger RNA of Penicillium macrosclerotiorum, 2514 nucleotides long. Its product is annotated as putative nucleoside diphosphatase (Ynd1). The transcript is spliced from 3 exons. Gene Ontology annotation, cellular component: membrane. Gene Ontology annotation, biological process: nucleoside diphosphate catabolic process. Bases 1 to 2514 code for a protein of 837 amino acids. Gene Ontology annotation, molecular function: nucleoside diphosphate phosphatase activity. NCBI's taxonomy places the organism in Eukaryota, Fungi, Ascomycota, Eurotiomycetes, Eurotiales, Aspergillaceae. The record is from RefSeq and is a predicted model, not a curated record.